Ictalurus punctatus (channel catfish) is the source of this 4888-nucleotide messenger RNA. It is a transcript of the gene camk2g2, whose product is annotated as calcium/calmodulin-dependent protein kinase (CaM kinase) II gamma 2. Gene Ontology annotation, cellular component: cytoplasm; neuron projection. Bases 21 to 1838 code for a protein of 605 amino acids. Gene Ontology annotation, biological process: protein phosphorylation. Lineage: Eukaryota; Metazoa; Chordata; Actinopteri; Siluriformes; Ictaluridae. Gene Ontology annotation, molecular function: calcium/calmodulin-dependent protein kinase activity; calmodulin binding; ATP binding. The transcript is spliced from 22 exons. The record is from RefSeq and is a predicted model, not a curated record.
GGCUGUGUGUAUAUAUCUCGAUGCGUGUGUGCGCGCGCGAGCGCGAGAUCAGCUCCCGAAACCCAAGUGAGGCGGUCACCGAGACGAGCGCGAGAGCGAGAGGGGCGAUCUAUCCGACCAACAUGGCUACAAUUCCAACCUCGACGAGGUUUACGGACGAAUAUCAGCUUUAUGAAGAGCUCGGAAAGGGCGCCUUUUCCAUCGUCCGGCGAUGUGUGAAGAAAUCAACCGGGCAGGAAUAUGCUGCUAAAAUUAUCAACACAAAGAAGCUGACGGCGAGAGAUCAUCAGAAAUUGGAGCGCGAAGCUCGGAUCUGCCGUCUGCUCAAACACCCCAACAUAGUGCGACUCCAUGACAGUAUCUCAGAAGAAGGCUUUCAUUACCUUGUCUUUGACCUUGUCACUGGUGGAGAGCUUUUUGAAGACAUUGUUGCUAGAGAGUAUUAUAGUGAAGCUGAUGCCAGCCACUGCAUUAAUCAGAUCCUGGAGAGCGUGAGCCACAUUCACCAGCAUGACAUUGUGCACAGGGACCUGAAGCCAGAGAACUUGCUGUUGGCCAGUAAGAUGAAGGGGGCGGCAGUAAAGUUGGCUGAUUUUGGGCUGGCCAUUGAGGUGCAGGGAGACCAGCAAGCAUGGUUUGGUUUUGCCGGGACUCCUGGGUAUCUCUCCCCUGAGGUUCUGAGGAAGGACCCGUACGGCAAGCCUGUUGACAUCUGGGCAUGCGGUGUGAUCCUGUACAUCCUGCUGGUGGGCUACCCCCCAUUCUGGGAUGAGGACCAACACAAACUCUACCAACAGAUCAAAGCAGGAGCUUAUGAUUUUCCCUCUCCAGAGUGGGACACUGUUACUCCAGAGGCCAAAAACCUCAUCAACCAGAUGUUGACCAUCAACCCAGCUAAGAGGAUAACUGCUGACCAGGCCCUCAAGCACCCAUGGGUCUGCCAACGCUCCACUGUGGCUUCCAUGAUGCAUCGCCAAGAGACUGUUGAGUGUCUGCGCAAAUUCAAUGCCAGGAGAAAACUGAAGGGGGCCAUUCUGACUACCAUGCUUGUGUCUAGAAACUUCUCUGUGGGCCGGCAGCACACGAGCCCCGCCGCCCCUACCACCAGCACAGCUGCGCUGGCACAGGAAGCAUGCAAAAGUUUACUGAACAAAAAGUCUGAUGGAGUGAAGCCACAGACAAACAACAAUAAAAACAGUGUAGUAAGCAGCAGCACCAAAGACAGCAGCAUAUCAUCCACAGCACCAAUGGAACCACAGACCACUGUCGUGCACAACCCAGCCGACGGCGUCAAGGGGUCCAUGGAGAGUUGUAACACUACAGAAGAGGAGGACAUGAAAGGUAGGAAAGUUGGCAAGGUUAACAGUGACGGCGCAGUGCUCAGCCAAUGCAGUGCGUCUGAGGAGACACCUCCUCCCCUGAUCCCACCUCCUACGCGCAAGCAGGAAAUCAUCAAAAUUACUGAACAGCUGAUUGAAGCCAUCAACAAUGGGGACUUUGAAGCCUAUACGAGAAUCUGUGACCCUGGUCUGACCUCCUUUGAGCCCGAGGCAUUGGGCAACCUAGUGGAAGGCAUGGACUUUCACAAGUUCUACUUCGAGAACCUCUUGAGUAAGAAUAGCAAGCCAGUGCACACCACCAUCUUAAAUCCCCACGUGCAUCUGAUCGGAGAGGAUGCAGCCUGCAUCGCUUACAUCCGUCUGACUCAGUACAUUGACAGCCAGGGCCGCCCGCGCAGCUGCCAGUCAGAGGAGACGCGCGUGUGGCACCGCCGUGAUUCCAAGUGGCUCAAUGUGCACUUCCACUGCUCAGGAGCACCUGCUGCCCCUUUACAAUGAACUACACCAGGCACAGCUUGCCUGGAUGAUUGGAGCAUGUCUUCUCAGUGGUCGGAUUGGUGCCAGGGGCCCGGCCGGAAGAGAAAACAUAAGAGGUUAAAAAUCACGCAACAAAGUAAAAAAAAUAAAAAAUUUAAAGCCAGCUGAGGCCAGCACCACUUCAGUCCAACUGUAGCUAGACGUGGGGGCCGGCGAUGGCAGUGGCCCCGCCCUCCGAAUGCUGCAUGCUUCUGAUGCCCACAGGGGGCGCUGUCUCGUCCUUUCCCCAUGAGCCCAUCUCUUCUGCCCGUCGUUCAGCAAGAGUGUUUCAAGUAUUAAUAUGUUGUACAUUUUUUGAGAUUGUCAAUCCUCACACAGUUAGCAGGGCUGAAAGUGAUGGAGGUUUAAAAUCAGAAAUGUGAAUAUUUCAGUGGCUGGUGGUGUUUCUUUUUCUUUUCUUUUCUUUUUUUUUUCUUUUCUUUUUUUUUGUUAAUGUGUGUAUAGCUGAUUUCAGCAAACCAAUGGUAUGCGUGGGAUAUUUGAGGAGCUUAACUAAAUUCUUACUUAAUAUCAGAAGAAAAUAUCACCAAAGUGUAGAAUUUAGACUUUGACAUGAAGUUGUUUUAGCAACCCUUUGAUUUGGUUGACGAUUGGAGGCGUGUAGGAAUGUUUUUAGUAUCUUUUAGGUUUUGUUGUUUUUUUUUUUUGUGUGUGUGUAACUCCGUUUUUAUCACUUGAAUGAUGCUGUAUUUGGAAUUUCUUUGUGUUUUCAAAAAAUUCAGAUUUUUAAAAGCAAGGCACGUUCUGUAUAGUUCUACACUGAUGUUUAUAGCGAGAGAAAGAAAAGAGCGUGUGUGUAUGGUGUUUGUGCGUGAUAUGCGGCCUACUUGGCACUCCUUGCUUUGUUGUGCUGUAAGAAGCCCGUGUACACACACACACACACACACACACACACACACACACACACAUCGGCACACGCGUGCCUAAACACACCCUGACAAGUGUUCAGUCAGUUUACUUACCUGCGUGUCUAUUUGCAGCUAUAUAAUAUCCUACUUGUUAGAACCUGAAGUUUCAGAACACUCGCUUCACUUUAUUCGCGUGUUCAUAAUCUCCUUCUGACCAAUAGGAGGAGCUUAAACACUAUUCACCUCAUCGUGGCUCUCAGAUCGCUUCUUCUCUCUUACACCUUUGGAUCAGCUUCCUAGAGCUCCAGCUACAUAUGCUUAUACGUUUGUUUGUUUUUUCUAGACUCUUAUGAAGCAUGUUUGAAUCGAAUAGAAAUGGCCUGUACUGUUUUGCACAUAAGCCUGAGACGCUGUGCUGUUGUGUUCACAUUGCGUGGACUUUUCUGCAACUUCAGGUUAGAAAAUCCCAGACGGACCCCAACACCAGCCCACAGCUGAUAUACACUCCGUCCGUGUGUGUGUGUGUGUGUGUGUGUGUGUGUGUGUGUGUGUCUGCACAGUGACUGUGUUGUUCUAUUUGUGACGUACCGUCAGUUCUUCCACUCCCUGUUCCGUCCCCGGACUCACUGUGAGUGACGCUCGAGCAUGUUUAACAGAGGAAAGGGAGUGCGAGGUGGAUAAACUCGCGGAUCAUGUGACCAUCAGCUGAUUUGAGAUUGGAGAAAGCGAUCAUGCUAAAGCCAGGUGGUUUGUAGGUCCCUUUGUGACACUUUGUGUUGUACUGUUCUAAUGUUAGUGUUCUUAGUGUUGAUGUUUAUUCUGGAUCAUAUAAUUUUUUUUUUUAAUGUAAAUACGUACACAGUGCCCAUUCGUAGAUGAAGGGUGGAGCCUAGGCUGUGCCAAACGUGCACGUCCGUCCGUCGUCCCUGUAUACACACAGCACACACCCAAGAUACUCCUAGACGCACUCCACCAUGCACUGGUAAAAUCAAUCAUGUUGUAAAUGCAAAUUGUCGUGUGUAGGUUUUGACACUGGUGUGGCUGUGUUACUGCUCUCGAACACAGUGUGCUCCCUUUAAGGCAUAUCUGUGUGUGUAUCAGUGUGACAUCAUGUGUGUGACACCUUUUCACUGUAGUAACGUAGAUUUUAUGUGUGAAUAUCAGUGAAUUUAAAGGGGAAAGGAUUACAACCAGACCCCUUCACCUUGUUCAAAGCAAUUCUGCUUAUCGAUCACACUUGAUGGAUGAAAAAAAAGAAAAGAUGAAUCCCUGUUCAUCAGUCACACGGAGCUUAACAUGGCAGAAAGUACACAGCGCAGCACUGUGACACCCGCCACCCCAUCACACUGUGUUCCUGUUUUGCGCCCUGGUGCAUUGUGUGUACAGUUCCAGUGUGGUGAUGUUUGGGGUCUCUGUAGUGUCUGUUCUGAGGCCCGUCGUCGUGCAUCCACACAGCCAUGCGGAAUGUUUAUGUUUAUAUGAACAACACAACCCGGUUUAUUCCAUAUUGAGUAUGAAAGCAGAAAACCUAUCAAAUUGAGGAGAGAAAUGGAUGACGGCGUCUCAGAUAUAGGAAAAGAUUCCUGUCAGACAACGUGCAUUUAGCUUGUAAAGUGAGGGUGAGCUCUUGAUAUGCUAGCUGAAAUAGCUCCAACAGGCUGCUCACUUCUAACGACCGAACCAUAUAUGCAGAUGGACAGAAGGAGGAAAAUAUGCAUGUCUACUCUGGUAAUAUUUUUCACUGUCUGUGUUUACUUAAAAAAUGGAAAAAUCUAUCUAUCUAUCUAUAUGUAUGUUACCUGCAUUCUCGAGAUAAUUGAAAAUGGCUCUGUUUCAAAUGCUAAAAUGAAGUGAUGUAUCACAAACAAAACAAAAAAAGGACAAAAAAAGAUUAACAAAGCCUUAGCUUGGUAUGUUCCCCAGAUUCUAUUCAAUUUAUUGCAUUGUAACCAUAUGAUGGUUCUACAUAUGACUAUACUCAGUUUUAAUUGGAUGCUGGAUUUUUUUGCAUGAUCAUACAAUUAAUAAAACCAUUUAAAAAUGAAGAAAAAAAAAAGAGAGUUAAAAAAUAUCAAGUGUUUGUUUGAAUGUCUGUAGAUCUUCAUGAUAGCUUUGUUAUUAUUGAAACAUGGGAAAGUAUUUAAUAAAAACAUUUAAACAUAA